AUGAAACCCGACGACCACUUGCGCUCCACCCGCGCGAUGUACUUCCGCGCGUGUACCCGGGGCCUAUGCCCCGCGCCAGAUGAUGACCUGGCAGGCCAUGUCGUCCGCUACGACGGCCGCAUGAUCCCCAUCCACAAGGCAAAACAGCGAAUCAAGCCCCAGCGUGUGCCACGCUCAAUCACGUCCGAAAGGAAGCAGCGCGAGGACGGCUUCCGUCGCCGCUGGAAUGCCUGGGCCAAGAUGUGGGAUCACUCCAACUGGGAGCAGUGGCCCACUUCGCGUCAUCGUCCACGCGCCGGCGUGCGCAGGCCGACCGCCGAUCGCAUGAUGGCCAUCGCGGCUUCGACGUUCCUAGGAUUGGCUCAUAGCCAUAGUACUGCAGUGGUGAAGAAGUCUGCGCUCGUUGGCAUCGGGAACUGGCGACCCGUCCCGAGUCGCCUUAGAUACCAGUACAAGCCAUCCGACCAUCAGCUGGCUGAUGGGGCCAAGGAGACGCCGCAUCAGCGACGCACACCCAUGUCGAUCGACGACGUGGCCGAGUUUACGAUGCGCGUACCGCCAAUCUCGGCUUCGAGAGACCCCAUGUGGCAUCCGCAGCUCAUUGUCGAGAUGCCCCCCCCAAAGAUCGAGGCCCCUCCCAAGACCAAGCUUCCCAUGUCCCACGAGUCGAAGACGAGGCCAAUCAACCAUGUCUGGAACCCGGCUACACUGCCAACGUCGCCGGCAAUCUGGCCUGUGAGCCAUCGCGAGCUGAACGUGGAGGAGCGUGAACCUACGGCUGAGCGGCCGCGCAAGGCCCGGGAGUUCCACGACUUACCAGCGGACAAGCACCAGACAUUCUCCUCUUACUCGACUCCUCUCCUGGCGACACCUUCAGCUUGGGCCAACAAUUGGGCUCCUCGUCACGACACCCUCUCUCCUUUUCUCGGCGGCUACCGUCCCUCCGGCAUCCUCUCCCCGGUCCCCAGUACCCAGCAGUCCCAGCGGCUUAGCCCCGAUUGUUCCGCUGUUAGACUCCCAAGCCCUCCACCUCCACAGCAGUACCUUCCUCACAGACCCAAGCCCCAGCUGCUCGCGAUGACGGAACUCCAGCCCAUUCUCGACAGCCUUCCUCUCACCUCACUUCAGCGUCCCGUUCCCCCGCCCAGCCGAAAAGGUCUCUGGCACCAAAAGCCAGGCUGCGAAGCCGAACGAUGUAGCACCAACCCCCUCCAGUUCGGUUCGCUGAAGCACAAGAUGGUGGACACUCUCCCCAUCCGCCACCCCUUCGGGAUGCGAGCGGGCGACAUGCAGCGCGCCGUCGGGUACCGUAUGGAAAACGCCCAGGGCCCUCCCAUGAAGAUGCGCAAGUUGUGCCAUCCCAGUGAGCGCAUCCAGUUCGGCGGCAUCGCGCCCGUGAGAACCGUGCAGGAGCACCGACUGGUGCCGCUGGACACGCUGGACGCGCUGGACAUGCUGGGCCUGCUGGACCUAACCAUUGACCGUUGGGGGGCCGACGGGCCAUGUUCCGCUGGCGGCAUGCCGGAGCGCAAGGACAUUCCGCUCCGUCUCCAAGCCAGUUUGAAGCACAACGCAGCUUCGUUGGCCGCAGAGCAGACGGGCAGCCGUGGCAAGAAGCGCGGUGCAGAAGACGGGGGUGGGCCACGCAAGAGUCCCAGCUUGGCCGCCACGACCCAGCAACAUGGCAAGCCGUCCAGUUCCCAUGUCGACACAUUCCAGCGCACCAGCGUCCAUCUCUCCGACUACCGCACGCUGCGGGCUCCCACGCGGCCCCCGAUUCUGUUCCCCUGA
This is a messenger RNA of Cutaneotrichosporon cavernicola, 1791 nucleotides long. RefSeq lists its product as uncharacterized. Lineage: Eukaryota; Fungi; Basidiomycota; Tremellomycetes; Trichosporonales; Trichosporonaceae. The record is from RefSeq and is a predicted model, not a curated record. The transcript has a single exon. Bases 1 to 1791 code for a protein of 596 amino acids.